CUCUCUCAAACAAGAAUCUCUCUCUCUCUCUCUCUUCUCUCUCUCAAACAAGAACUAUCAUCUCUUCCUCAAACAAGGAAAUAAGGAAAGAAAGAAAGAAAAAUGGUGAAGAACAAUCUCAUAGUAACAGUCCCAAGCUUCUUCAAAUGCCCAAUCUCUCUAGACGUGAUGAAAUCUCCAGUCAGCCUCUGCACCGGCGUCACCUACGACCGAGCCAGCAUCCAGACAUGGCUCGACAACGGCAACAACACCUGCCCUGCUACCAUGCAACCCCUCCAAACCAAAGACCUCAUCCCAAACAGCACCCUCCAACGCCUCAUCCUCUCUUGGAAAUCUCAUCCCCAUCAGCUCGCUCUCAAACUCCUCGCAAAUCUCCGUCAGAUCUCCCCUUCUAAAACACCCACAACCGUUAUAGUCGAUUCUCUCUACCAGAUCUCCGAUUUCCUCCUCCGAUCCGAGAAAGAAGACCGUCAGUUCCUUAUCAAUGCCGGCUGCGCCAAGGCCGUCCUCGGACUCAUCUCCGACAGAUUGGAGGAAGCUGAAGCUGUUGUUAGCGUUUUGUGCUUGAUCUUGUCCGAGAAUCGGGACGCGUUGAAAUCUUUAGAUCUGAAUCGGUUGCCGGCGAUGCUUGUUUUGGUGCUGGAGAAAGGGAGUUUGGAAUCGAGGAUCGAUUCGGCUAGGGUUUUGGAGGCUUUGGUAUUGGUUGACGAUGAUGAAUCGACGGGUUCUUUCAGAUCGGUUGCGGAGAAGGAAGGUGUUCUGGCGGAAUUGUUUCGAUUGAUGAGCUCAGAAGCCGAUCCAAGAGGAGUCGAUGCCGGACUGGCUUGCCUGAUCGCAGUCGCCGCACGGCGUAAGAUGAGAUCGCAGAUCGUGCAGCUUGGGAUCAUCCCCGUUCUCGCGAAAUUGCUGCUGGGACCAUCCGAUUCCGCUGUCGUCGAGAAGGCUUUGAAAAUGCUGGAGAGGGCAUCGACGUGUGCCGACGGGCGCAUGGCGAUCUGUAGCGAUCCGGACUGCAUACAGGCCGUCGUGCAGAGAAUGUUGAAGGUUUCGAGCGCCGGGACGGAGCGGGCGGUGGUUGUUUUGUGGAGCUUGUGUCAUUUGUUCCGCGAUCAGAAGGCCCAAGAUGCUGUGAUCCAGACGAAUGGUCUGACUAAGAUCUUACUAUUGAUGCAGAGCGAUUGCUCACCAUCUGUUCGACAAAUGGCCCGUGAUUUGGUGAAGAUUUUCAGGGUGAAUUCGAAGAGCUGUCUCUCCGGUUAUGAUACUAAAACCACACACAUUAUGCCCUUCUAAAACCUCAUUCAAAAAAAGAGGUUUUUUGUAAAAAAAAUUCGAAGGGAAUUUUUGUACUGAUUUUUGUUAACCAAUACAUACAAACAUCACAAUUCAUUGACAUCCUCAA
Molecule: messenger RNA, 1402 nt
Organism: Magnolia sinica
Lineage: Eukaryota; Viridiplantae; Streptophyta; Magnoliopsida; Magnoliales; Magnoliaceae
Product: U-box domain-containing protein 28-like
Exons: 1
Coding region: 103-1293 (396 amino acids)
Biological process (GO): protein ubiquitination
Molecular function (GO): ubiquitin protein ligase activity
Source: RefSeq, a predicted model, not a curated record